This is a messenger RNA of Glycine soja, 3009 nucleotides long. RefSeq lists its product as uncharacterized. The coding region runs from base 175 to 2421 and encodes 748 amino acids. Gene Ontology annotation, molecular function: zinc ion binding; protein binding. The transcript has 4 exons. Lineage: Eukaryota; Viridiplantae; Streptophyta; Magnoliopsida; Fabales; Fabaceae. The record is from RefSeq and is a predicted model, not a curated record.
UGUGCAAAUCAGAAAGGUGAAAGUGAAGUGACAUUGUCAAUACGUCGUCGUAGAGGCAGGUUUCACAGAAUUUGGGGCGUAAACACAAAAGGACAGAGCUUUCUCCCUCCGAUUGGUUCCCUCUCAUCAUCUCUGCAUUCCAACAAUUGCACCUUCCAUUCUGCAUUUUAGGUAAUGGCUACGAGGAAAGUUAUAGCUAUAUGUCAAUCAGGGGGUGAGUUUGUGACUGAUAAGGAAGGAUCGUUGUCAUACAGUGGGGGAGAUGCCUAUGCAAUAGACAUUGAUCAGCAGACAAGUUUGAGUGAUUUUAAGUCAGAGAUAGCAGAAAUGUUCAAUUGCAAUGUAAGUACGAUAAUUAUCAAGUACUUCCUUCCUGGCAACAAGAAAACACUUAUUACAGUGUCAAAAGACAAGGAUUUGCAGCGCAUGGUCAAUUUCCUCGGAGAUGCUAACACGGUUGAUGUGUUUGUUAUGUCAGAGGAAGGAGCUGCUCGAAAUAACAAUUCCAACAUGCCUGGUAGUAGGUCAAGCAGGACAACUGUGUCGGAAGCCACUGUACCUGUUGUUGCUCCUAUUGAUGUCAUUGUUGAUGCUGUCCAAUGCAUGGAUCAGGUAGAGGUGGUAGAUGUAGCUAAUGAAGUCCAUGUACGUUCUAUUUGUUCUGGGGGCAAUGAUGACAAUCAUCGUAAAGCUGCACAGCAGUGGGAAAAUACCAUCACUGGUGUGGACCAAAGGUUCAAUAGUUUUAGUGAAUUUCGAGAAGCUUUGCAUAAAUACUCUAUUGCUCAUGGGUUUGCUUACAAAUAUAAGAAAAAUGAUAGUCAUCGUGUCACAGUCAAAUGUAAAUCUCAAGGCUGUCCUUGGAGAGUAUAUGCAUCAAGGUUGUCAACCACUCAGUUGAUUUGCAUUAAGAAAAUGCACUGCGAUCAUACUUGUGAAGGAUCUGCCGUUAAAGCUGGGUAUCGAGCAACUAGGGGUUGGGUGGGAAGUAUUAUAAAAGAGAAAUUGAAAGAUUCACCUAAUUACAAGCCAAAGGAUAUAGCUGAUGACAUAAAACGGGAGUAUGGGAUUCAGUUAAAUUAUUCUCAAGCAUGGCGUGCAAAAGAAAUUGCUAGAGAGCAGCUUCAAGGCUCCUACAUAGAGGCAUAUACUCAGUUACCAUUGUUCUGUGAGAAGAUAAAAGAGACCAAUCCAGGGAGUUUUGCAACAUUCACAACUAAAGAGGACUCAAGUUUCCAUCGUCUCUUUGUAGCAUUUCAUGCCUCAACAUCUGGUUUCCAGCUUGGCUGUCGCCCUCUCAUUUUCCUUGACACAACUCCUUUAAACUCAAAGUACCAAGGGGAGUUAUUGGCUGCAACUGCUGUGGAUGGAAAUGAUGGCAUUUUUCCUGUAGCUUUUGCAGUUGUAGACACUGAGACUGAAGACAACUGGCGCUGGUUUCUACAGGAACUGAAGUUAGCAACAUCAACAUCCGAGAAGAUCACAUUUGUUGCAGAUUUUCAGAAUGGCUUAAAAAAAUCAUUGUCUGAUGUAUUUGAAAAAUGCUACCACAGCUAUUGUUUACGCCACCUUGCUGAGAAAUUGAACAAGGACUUGAAGGGACAAUUUUCUCAUGAGGCCAGACGUUUCAUGGUUAAUGAUUUUUAUGCUGCUGCUUAUGCGCCCAAAUUGGAGACUUUUGAACGUAGUGUUGAGAAUAUUAAAGGUAUUUCUCCUGAAGCCUAUGAUUGGGUCAUACAAAGCGAGCCAGAGCACUGGGCAAAUGCAUUCUUUAAUGGGGCAAGGUACAAUCUUCUUUCAUCAAAUUUUGGACAGCAAUUCUACAGUUGGGUGUCAGAGGCACAUGAAUUGCCAAUUACUCAAAUGAUUGAUGCAUUACGAGGUAAGAUGAUGGAAACAAUUUAUACACGACGAGUAGAAUCUAAUCAAUGGAUGACAAAGUUGACACCAUCCAAGGAGGAAUUACUCCAAAAGGAAACAUUAGUUGCUCCUUCACUUCAAGUAUUGUUCUCACAAGGUAGCACAUUUGAGGUCCGUGGAGAAUCUGUGGAUAUUGUUGACAUUGAUAAUUGGGAUUGUAGCUGCAAGGGAUGGCAACUUACUGGUGUGCCCUGCUGUCAUGCCAUUGCUGUGUUUGAAUGUGUUGGUAGGAGCCCAUAUGAUUAUUGUUCGAGAUACUUCACAGUUGAGAAUUAUCGAUUAACAUAUGCAGAAUCUAUUCACCCUGUGCCAAAUGUUGACAAACCACCAGUCCAGGGUGAAUCUACUUCUUUAGUUAUGGUAACCCCUCCACCAACAAAGCGCCCUCCAGGUCGGCCAAAAAUGAAGCAAGUUGAAUCAAUAGACAUAAUUAAACGUCAGCUUCAGUGCAGUAAGUGCAAGGGACUUGGCCACAAUAGGAAGACAUGCAAACUAUCAUAGUAUCACAAUUAACAACAUAGGAAUCGUUUUUUAAUCAAAAUGCACAUCUCUGAGCUAUUUCCAACAACAGUACAGAAUUGAGAUAUAUUUUAGUGGCUGCAUAGGAUUUGAUUCAGAUCUCCAAAAUUCUUGUGCUGAUGAUCUAGAGAUUAUCAAAUUGCGAUAUUAGUUAGUUAGUUAGUCAGUUUUUCUCCUUUUGCCCUAUCCAAUGUUAUUUGCCAGGGAACAAAUUACUUGGUCUUGAGAAGUGUAUAUAUUUUGUUAAGAUAGAACAGAAACCAAGAGUUCUCAGAGUAGGCUUUCCUUGUUACGAUUUUCUAUUUAUUUAAUGGAAUCUAGUUCUUGGCUAAAGAACUAGAUGCCUCCUUAACUUGGAUGUUACCUUGGCUUGUGAUUUUCUUAUGGAGCCAUUAUAGGAGAUGCCUCCUUAACUUCAUCAUGACCGGUGGAAGACAUCUAGAUACAUGUUGCAUACAAUACAAGCUGUAAGAGUGCUUAUGUGAAGUGUCUUUUGCAUACCUCACUGAAUGCAAAAUUUAUAAUCAUUAUAGCUCUUUCUUAAUGAUAUUUAAAGGUAUUUUCAUAUGA